Molecule: messenger RNA, 6207 nt
Organism: Neoarthrinium moseri
Lineage: Eukaryota; Fungi; Ascomycota; Sordariomycetes; Amphisphaeriales; Apiosporaceae
Exons: 3
Coding region: 1-6207 (2068 amino acids)
Biological process (GO): autophagy of mitochondrion; piecemeal microautophagy of the nucleus; reticulophagy
Cellular component (GO): phagophore assembly site; extrinsic component of membrane
Molecular function (GO): phosphatidylinositol-3-phosphate binding
Source: RefSeq, a predicted model, not a curated record
AUGGCCGCCAUAUUCCGCUCCUUCGGGAGCUCCAACAUGUCCAAGCGGCUGUUGCGAUACGCCCUCUCGCGGCUCGAGUUCCUCGACACCGAUGACCUGGACAUGGACAAGCUGGACCUGGCAUGGGGCAAGAAUAACGUGCUUACCUUCCAGGACGUCGGCAUCAAGCUGCAGAAACUAGAACGCCUUCUACAGCUGCCGCCGUCGUUCAAGUUACAAAAAGCAAAGGUCCUCAAGCUGCGCGUUUCGAUUCCCUCCGCCAUUUAUUCGAGCCCUAUAGUAGUUGAGGUCGACGGCGUUCAAGUCAAGUUGAAAGUCUCAGAGGAAUCAGGGAAGGACGACCGAAGACAACCACCUGCCCGCAAGCCUACAAGCGGGGACCAAGAAGAAGAGCUUGUGCCCCAUGCCAUCAACCUGGCCCAGUCGUUCCUGGAUGCCCAGCCAUCGACAGAGAAGGCCGAGUUGCAAGCUGCGCUAGAAGCCGAGACCCAGGAUCUCGCCGCCUCUGUUGCUAGCAGUAGCGAAGACGGCAGCGAUGAGGAUAUAUCCGUGGGGACUGGUCAAGCCUUGUCUCUCCCCGUGUUUCUGGCCGACUUUCUCCAAGGAAUCGUCGAUAGGACUCAGGUUUCCAUCCGAGGCAUAGCUUUCGAGUUGGACGUCGAGGUCCCCGUCGAAGUUCACUCGACAACACCCGAGCUUGUUACCUUCCAACUCGCAAUCGAUGAUAUCAAUAUCGAGGGCGUGACUACACACGUGCAGUCCGUUGAGGCAGGAGAACACGCCGCAGUUGUGUACAAGGAUGGCAAACGGCAUAUUUCCCUGAACAGCAUACGGGCGUCACUGAUUUCCGAGGCCAACGUCUUUUCGAGUCUUGCGCGUACCCCGUCGAUGCCAUCGUCCGCCGCCGCCAGCUCGCCGAUUUUGACGGGGAGAUCACCCCCUUUGCGAGAGGACGACCCGCUGGUGCAAAGUAUCUAUGAACCCAUGGGCGACUCGACCGACCUUGCUCAGAGCCAGUAUUUCCCAAUGAUGGACAGUGAGGAUGCCUUUGACAUACCCUACGAGGAGCUGGGAAGCUCAGGGGGAAGCCAACUGGUGGAUGAUGACUCGAGAUCUGCUCCGUCAACACCCCGCGCACUGGCACCUAAAGAUCCAAUCGAUGUCCCGCAUCACCCGGCCCAGUCGACAACAACACCCCUAUCAGAUCCUUGGUCAUCGUUUGAGCGGCAUGCUCACUCUGAGCCCGCACUAGAACAACGCAGGACAUGGGGUCAAGACUCCGGCGAGGUCGAUCAAGAUGAGGUCGAUGCACCAGUACACGACUCAGGGAGUGAAAGGUCGACACCACAGCCAGAGGAAGAUCUUGCUCGGUCACAGGUGUUCAGUCAUGCGGAUGCCGAGAGUAUGUAUAUGAGUGCUUUCUCAAAUACCGAAAUCUCUCAGAUCAGACAGGCCAUGCCAGGAGCUUGGGACUCCGAGCCUUCAAGUGCUGAAAACUCGCCAGACGGGAAGCGGCAAGCUCUUGCAAGUUCAAGGACACAGGGCACAGCGGCCUUUGUUCCAGAGAACUCCUCUGGGAAUGAUACUCCGGAGUUUCAACCUCGUCCAUCAAGUCCUAUACCUGUCGUUGAAAGCAGUAUCGACAAUAAACCCGAAUAUGACCCCUCCGAUCCAGAAGACAAUGGUAACAAUCAGGAGACAGAAGACUUGCCAGCAGAGGGGGUGGCCACACCACGUGGACCAACACGGCUAGUCAAGGAGAUACUCUCGCUCGCUUCCAUUUCGAUAUACGUACCCUCAACCCACAAGCAUGUGCCUGUGUCUGUUGACGAAAGCUCGACACAGAUGACGGCUUACCGCGGAUUGGAGCGCUCUGUAGCCCCAAAUAUUCCUGGGUCUUUUUCGGUAUAUGAGGGUGCUCAAUCAACCUCGUUCCAUACGACUUCGUCGCCGCGUCCUGAGCCAUCGCCCCCGCCGACACAAGCAAAUGAAACACCUGUAGAUAAUACUAUUGAGAUCAAACUUGCACCUUUAGAUGUGCGUUUCGACGCCUCAAUAAGUUUUCUUCUCGUCAUGGUCGUCUCACGCAUCCUUGCUAUUCUGAAAGAACAGGGCGACAAGACGGUUCAGAAGCCUCCAUCAGGGAUACAGAACGCUUCAUCUACAUCUGAUAUCAAGAUAUCGGCUGAAAUGAUAUCUAUUCAUUUCCUUGAAACAUUGGCAGCGAUUGCAGAUACCCCAGAGCGGAUUCUAGAUCCUAGCUCGGGAGCGUUUGGCAGCGACGCUCUGCUCAGCACAACUCUUCGAAACCUCACCAUUGGCUCGACAAGGAACGGCUCUUCCAGCGUGACGUCUAUCGACCUGGAGGAGUUCAAGUUUGGUUACGCAAAUGACGAUAUAAUCUCAUUCGACCAGCGACUGCAAAUGCGCGCUUCUGUCCGUGACGCGUUCCCAUCCCCAGGUGCUGAUGUGUCACUGAAAAUCACUCAAUCACCGGAAGCGACACGGUGUGAGAUUAAGACUCUUCCAUUACAUCUGAAACUAGAUCUCCAGAGACUAGAUGAGACGUUCAGUUGGUUUGGGGGCUUGAGCAGCUUCCUCAACAUGGGCUCUUCCAUGACUUCUAGUGCUUCGCCCACUUCAAGAAGCCCGACAAGGUCGACGAAGAAACCCCGCGGGGUUCGAUUUGAAGCGCCCAUACGCACUGACGACAAAUCAGCAGCGUCCGAGAAUAAGGUCAACAUGAGGUUAGGUGGGUUUCAUCUAGAGCUACUCGGGAGAGACUGCAGUAUUGGUAUCGAUACCAGUGCUGUCAAGCUAGUCACUCGUGAUGAAGGCAUAGGAAUUGGGAUCACAAAGAUUCAGGUUGCUGGACCAUUCCUGAAGAAUGCUAUGGGAGGCCCUCCGAUAAGUGCAACCGUCAUGAACACUCGCGUUGAGUAUCUGUUUACGCCGAGGGAUGCCGAUCUCGAACGACUGCUUGAACUUAUUAUUCCCUCGAAGAACAAAUUCGAUGAAGAUAAUGACGAGAUCAUGGUGGACACACUGCUCCGACAAAGACGGAAAGGUGCGGUUGUGCGUUUGAAUGUCGACAGCGUCGAAGUCAGCAUCACGAAGAUCCAGCAGCUCGACUGUCUCCCAGCAUUGGGAGAAGAACUUGCCCGACUGGGCACAGUGGCUAAAUACUUGCCGGAAGACGAUAAGCCGGGUAUCCUGACCCUAGCCAUGGCCCGCAGCAUCGACCUCAACAUCGAGGUAGAGAGGCGCUUCGGAAGUGUUCAAAUUUCCCUGAAAGAUUUGGAGGCGGGCCACAUCACAUUCCCUUCGCUCAUUGCUCUUGCGACUGCGUCGGUCUCUGUCCGGCGCAAUCACACGGAAGAGCUGAUUGGGUCUUCACUGGGAGCCCCAAAGAACCAAGGGCCGGUGUUGAUGAUGAGAAUGAUUCCGGAAGCCAUGGAGCCUGUUGUCAAGCUUCGAAUACGUCACCUGAAUGUCGAGUAUCGAGUGCCGACUAUCAUGGACAUACUUGAUCUUGCUGAAGAUGCGACUCCACAGGACUUCGAAGCACAACUCGCAGCCUCAGUGGCUAACCUCGGCGAACAAGCCCACACGGCCAUUACGGGGCGACCACCAAGCAAAGAGUCCGAAAAGGGUAAAUCCAACUCUGGCAAAGCAACCAAGGUCGAUCUGGUGUGUCGAGAUUGUCUGAUUGGGCUUAAUCCUCAUAAACUGGAGUCCAAAUUGGUCGUCGCUUUGACGGACGCAAAGCUGCAAGUUUCGCUGUCCAAGGGCGAUGAGGCUAAGGCGUCCGUACAUCUAAAUAAGGGAUCAAUACUCUUGACCGACAACGUCAAACUGUCAGAGUCAUCAUCCGCGCCUGCUUUCGUGUCCCGGAGGCGUGCCUCGAAUGCGAGCUCGCAGCAAGUGGUGGAAUUAUGCUCUAGGGGUUUCGUUGACAUAUGCUACAUUUCUUCAGCCAAGGCAACCGUCUUGGUAGGCGCAAAUGAUGACGGCUCGAAAUUCAUCGACGUUGAAGUACGGGACGAUCUCCUUGUUAUGGAGACAUGUGCAGACUCGACACAAACCUUGAUAGCAGUUGCGAACGCGCUGGCACCUCCGACACCCCCAAACAAAGUUGCCAAGUACAGGACUGAGGUUGUGCCGGUUCAGGACCUUCUGGCAUCGAUCACCGCGGAUGCUUUUGGGACUGCUGAGGGCACGUUCGAUUUUGACGAUGACUUUGGCUUGGCCCAAGACCUGGCCGGUUCAGACUUGGAUGGCGUCCAUCUCGAUGAUUCAAGUCAGUCAAGCCCUUUGGAUGUGCAUUCUCAAUUCUACGACGAUGAUGAUCUAGGGGAUGGCUCGAUUGGUCCGUCGGAUUCGAUUAUGUCGGCCCAGACAACAGCGCAAGACACGAGCGAUGGCGUUCUUCUCACCAAUUUCAGUAGCCAACCUUCAAUGAUUGAUGACGACGAAGACCUUGUCAUCCAUGAGAACUACUUCGGUACUCAGUCCGUGAUACAGGGCUAUGCGCCAAAGUGGAACUCUGCAAAGAACGAAUAUGACCAACCAGAGGGAGCGAAGACCCAAAGAUAUCCCGUUACAGUGCGUGUCCGCGAUGUGCACUUCAUUUGGAACCUGUUUGAUGGCUACGAUUGGACACAUACACGUGAGGUCAUAACGAAGGCUGUCGAAGAAGUCGAAGCAAAGGCACUAGAACGACGAGGCCGUCAUGAUAACAUGCGCGUCACUGCGGACAUGGAGGCAAUGAUCGACGAAGAAGAGACGGUCAUUGGCGACUUCUUGUUUAACUCCAUCUAUAUCGGAGUGCCAGCAAAUCGAGACCCCCGAGAGCUGACACGAAAUAUCAACGAGGCGCUGAACGACAAUGCUACGGAAACGGAGUCAGUAGCAACCACUACCAUGACUGCGACGCCCAGCCGUGUCGGGAGCAAGCAUGCGAGAAAGAGAUUGAGACUAGACCGGAGCAAACGACACAAGAUCACCUUUGAGCUAAAGGGGAUCAACGUCGACAUGGUGAAUUUCCCGGAGAACGCAGGGGAGACCCAAAGUUCGAUCGAUGUUCGAGUCAAGGACCUUGAUGUAUUUGACCACGUCCCAACUUCGACCUGGAAGAAGUUUGCAACCUACGACCAAGAUGCAGGUGAACGAGAGAUGGGUACAAGCAUGGCCCAUAUCGAGCUUUUGAAGGUCAAGCCUGUUCAAGAUCUGUCAGCUGUCGAGCUUGUCCUCAAGGCUACAGUCCUACCGCUGAGGCUACAUGUCGAUCAAGACGCUCUCGACUUCAUCACGCGCUUCUUCGAAUUCAAAGAUGCCAACGCGCCCACACAUGUGUCCGAGGCUGAUGUACCGUUCCUUCAGCGAGCCGAGGUCAACUCCAUCCCUGUGAAGCUUGACUUCAAGCCAAAACGAGUCGACUAUGCCGGGCUUAGAUCAGGGCACACUACCGAGUUCAUGAACUUUCUGAUUCUCGACGAGGCCCGCAUGGUUCUGCGGCAUACCAUUGUAUAUGGUGUCACCGGUUUCGAUCGACUUGGGAUGAUGCUGAAUGAUAUCUGGAUGCCAGAGAUCAAGCGCAACCAGCUUCCGGGUAUUCUUGCAGGCCUUGCACCAGUCCGCUCACUUGUCAAUGUUGGAAGCGGUUUCAAGGAUCUGAUCGAGAUACCUAUCAAGGAAUAUAAGAAGGACGGCAAAAUUGUCCGUAGUCUAGGCAAGGGUGCCGCGGCGUUUGCGAAGACUACAGGUACCGAAAUCGUCAAACUUGGCGCUAAGAUGGCUGUGGGCACUCAAUACGUCCUCCAGGGUGCCGAGGGUCUGUUAGUCAAGCCGCCUGGCCGCACAGAGAGUGGCUGGGAGGACGAAGAGGUGGACAAUGAGAGUACCAAACAGAUCAGUCUGUAUGCCGAUCAACCCACUGGUGUGGUGCAGGGCAUCAGGGGUGCAUACUCCAGCCUGGCUCGCGAUCUCAAUGUAGCCAGAGAUGCCAUCAUAGCGGUUCCUGGCGAAGUCAUGGAUAGCCAGAGCGCCCAGGGAGCGGCCAAGGCCGUCCUGAAGCGUGCGCCGACCAUCAUCUUCAGACCCUUGAUCGGAUCGAGUAAAGCGAUCGGGCAGACCCUUAUCGGCGCCACGAACUCGCUAGAUCCACACAAUAGGAGACGCGCUGACGAGAAAUACAAGAGACACUGA